This is a messenger RNA of Nerophis lumbriciformis (worm pipefish), 2361 nucleotides long. Lineage: Eukaryota; Metazoa; Chordata; Actinopteri; Syngnathiformes; Syngnathidae. The record is from RefSeq and is a predicted model, not a curated record.
GGAAUGACAACCUCACAGAGAUACAUUGAAUCCAAAACAGCUGCACGGUUUGCUGACAUGGAGUGGCACACGCCGGACAUAUCGGAGAAAUUCCAGAGUCGAUUUGGCCGGCGGCCUGGAAUGUCGGACGGUGGGGAUACGGGUCUUGGCACGUCAGCUUCUGACAGCCCAGAAGAUUUCUGCAGUUCCAGGAGCAGCCCCUCUUUCCAACCCAUUCGGAGUCAGAUCCCGAUACCCACUGCACAUGUCAUGCCAUCUACGGCGGGUGCCCUGGCCUCUAAGCCCCAGGAAGAGUCCAGAUCUUCAUCCACCUCUCGAACAUCAAGUGGCUCUGCCUCCAAAUCGUCCUAUCUCUCCAAAUCAGCAUCCUCACCCAACUUGGAUGCUGAGACCACGAUGGGAAGCGAGCCUGCUAGGCCAAAGCCAGACAGCCUGAGUCGUUAUCGAAGCCUUGUCAAUGGGUUGGACCACUCGCUUUUUCCCACAAAUCACACGCGGAUGGAUGAGAGCCAGAGGUUUGACACACCAGCUGUGGAACCUACCCUGAACCAGUCAGUCUUGUUGGGGGGCUUAUGCCCUGAUGUCAAACUCAGAUUACAGACUACAGGGAUUAAAGAAAACUCAGACUGUGCGUCUGAGCCCUACAGAGGAACUAUGGAUCAUAGCUAUAAAGUUCUCCCGGAGGUCAGGCCCGCAACUUACCUCCAUGGAGUUUCGGUUCCCAAUGACACUUCCAAUCCCAGGUCCAGCCAGCCUGUGGGUGGUUAUGCGAGCCCUCUUAGCCUGCAGACGCAGGCUCUUUUGAGGGAACAUGGAGGCACCAAAGCAUAUGAUCCAUUACGCCAGGACCGAUGUGGGGAAAUAUUGGGGUGGCAGCAACAGCAACAACAAAGGCAACAGAUGGACAGUAUACGAAUGCAAGUGGAACAAAUGCAGUUGAGUGCUGGGGUUGGCCAGUACGCGUCUUUGUACCCCACAGCCAUGAAUCCUGAGUCUGGCAAGUGGGACGCUCUGGUCAAAGCAAGUGAAGGUCUGCUAAAGGAGAAGGAGCUUAUUAUAGAGCGACAAAAGCAGCAUAUGACUCAGUUGGAGCAGCGUCUGAGAGAAAGUGAACUUCAGGUCCACGGAGCCUUCCUGGGCAGAGGCGCUCCUCUCGGGGAUAUGUGUUUGUUCCGCCUACAGGAAGCUCAGAGGGAGAACGCGUUCCUAAGGGCACAAUUUGCUGAGCGUGCAGACUGCGUCGCCACGGAAAAGGCGGAGGCCGAGCGCAGGUUGGGAGCAGUAGAGGCCGAGACACGCCGACUGACUGACAGCCUGAAGGAGACUUGUGAUAGGCAUACAGAGGAGAUGAAGAAACAGGAAGAGAGAAUUAAGUCUCGCGACAAGCACAUCAGCAACCUGAAGAAGAAAUGUCAGAAGGAGUCAGAACUGAAACGAGAGAAUCAGAAGCGCAUUGAGACUCUGGAGCGAUAUUUGGCCGACCUGCCCACCUUAGAGGACUAUCAGCGCCAAAACAAAGAGCUUCACGAGGCUGAGCAGCAGGCAGCACAGCUUCAAGAGAAAGUAAAAGAAUUGGAGGCUUCCCUAGGGGCAACACGUUCACAUAUUCAAGAAAAGGAGGCACAGCUGGAGGAACAGAGGCAAAAGGAGAGAGGCCUGCUGACCAACAUAACUGAUAUGCAGCAGCGGGUGCAACAGGGCCUUGAAGAUGGUGCGCGACUGCCCUCUCUGAACAUCGACAAGCUUAGAGGAGAGAACAAUAUUUUAAGAGAGGAGCAGCAAAAACUCAAGGAGGUUAUUGAGAAACAACACAGACUGAUGACGCAACUUCAUUCCCAGAUCAAGGAUUUGGAAGAUCAGAUUUCCCAGGAGGAGAGCACUUCUCUAGCUCUGAGAGAGGACAUGUUGGCCAAAGAGCAAAGUAUGACUGAACUUCACAUUUCUAUGAAAGAGCUCUCUUCACAAAACCAGGACCUGAUGGAUCAGAACUUGACCCUGCAGGAGCAGAUGAGUGAGUUAGAGCAGAACAGGCCAAACGAGGCUUCCUCGAAUCUGCAGCCAGCAGGAGCUCGCUUGACACAGGGGCUUCACAAGGAACUCGCUUCCUGCCUCAGUGACUUGCGCUCCUUGUGCAGUAUUUUGACCCAGAGGGCUCAGGGACAAAAUCCUAACCUCUCCCUAUUGUUAGGUCUCACAGCACCCUUACCAAUGGCAGAAAUUGACGAGGAUUUGAUAAGUUCAGACGUGCUCCACAAGAAGCUGCUGGAAGCGCAACAGCUUCGCCGUGAUGUGGAGGAGUUACGUAACCUUAUACUGGACCGCUACGCACAAGACAUGGGCGAUAACUGCACCACUCAAUAG